GAAUUGUUUUAUUUUCGCAAAUUUCAUCAAAAUGAAUAUCUUCCUGGUUUCCUUGCUGAUUUCGUCCACUUUUUUGAGUUUCAUUGUUCGUGGUACCAAUGGCCAGAGUUCCGCUGUUGUACAAAUUGAUGAAUAUCCAUACAUGGUAUCGCUACACCUGAUAAAUGGUGGUCAUCGUUGUACGGCAACUAUAAUUUCCUGGCAGUUCACGUUGACGACUGCUUCCUGCUUGUACGACAGUCAAAACGAUGUGUUCCUCAACUCGGCAGACCUGAGGCUCGUGUACGGUGCCAAGGAGAUGGACAGCUCGCUGGACUACAUCUCCCAGCCAGAGAUAGAGGUGCGGUUUGUGGUCAGCACGUACAUCCACCCGAGGUUCGACCUAAACAACUUCUUCCAGAACCUCGCAAUGCUCAAGGUGCAUGCACCGUGGGGUGAGCGAGUGAAGUACGCGAUGUUACCCGAAUACCACGUGGGCACACUCGAGCUGCCAAUGGGACUUAGAUGCAAUGUGGUCGGCUGGUGGUCCGUUGGCAAGUGCAAUGGCACGAAGACACUGAUACCAUCUCUGACCAACAAAGUGGGGAAUCAGGAACUGUGGCAGAAUCAGAUGCUUACCUUGAGGACGGUGAAGCUGCAUACGAUAAAGACAUACGACUGCUCCAUGAAGUUCUCUCAUUUUGGCCACGUGUUGCAAAACCUCCACCUCUGCACGUACUCGAGUAAAGAGGGCAAUUGUGACGGAGACGCGGGAGCCCCGCUCAUCUGCGACCACCUGCUGGUGGGCAUCCUGUCGUGGGGGCCGGGGUACAAGGAGAACGGCAUUGCCAUGCCGCUCGUGUACGCUCGGGUCGACGUCUACCUGGAAUGGAUAAACACCGUCAUCACCGUCUUCGCGUCGCGAGCUGUGAUGGCGAGACCUUCCCUGGCACUCCUCGCACUCCCCAUGCUGCUGGCGAUGCUCGAGGUCACCCUCUGAGGCGACGCUGCCAUGCCCGCCGACCGCUCCAGGAACUGCAAGCUGCGUAGCUUCUCUUUGCGUCGACUGCCUUCCACCAUAGCUCGCAUAUGUACUAAAAAAAUAUAAUAAAAAAAUAAUAAAAUGUGUUA
This is a messenger RNA of Bacillus rossius redtenbacheri, 1110 nucleotides long. Its product is annotated as trypsin-like. Bases 32 to 979 code for a protein of 315 amino acids. NCBI's taxonomy places the organism in Eukaryota, Metazoa, Arthropoda, Insecta, Phasmatodea, Bacillidae. The record is from RefSeq and is a predicted model, not a curated record. Gene Ontology annotation, molecular function: serine-type endopeptidase activity. The transcript has 7 exons. Gene Ontology annotation, biological process: proteolysis.